UCGAUAGGGAAAAGCAAAUUACUUAAUUAUCCCUGAGUUUCACAAAACAGAGAAGAGAGGGACGAAGACGCUUCCAAAAAUUGCCCAUAUUUAAUCCUUUUGUCCAAUUUCUUUCUCUUUUUUUAUUAUUUCUUUCAUCCAACUUUCACCGGCGUCAGCAGUAAUUCCGGUGGGUUCGCGAGCUUCGGCACGAUCCUCACCCUUUGCUCUCUAUUUCCCGUUUCUGAUCUUCCCUCUCAAGAUAAGGGUAAAAAGUAUUGGGCGAUUUAACAAAAAACAUAACUUCUCCCGUUACAACCCAGAAGGCAAGGAGGCGGAUGCCCGUAGAAAAGGUCUAAGAAGGGAAAGGAUGGUGUGGCUGAGAGACAUUGUGCCAGCUGCUCAAAACAACAUAAACACGCACUUCAUAUUGUUGGACAAGGGCAAGAUAACCUCGGAUGGUCAAAAUAAGAUGUGCUUGGCGCUUGCGGCGGACAAGACGGCGGCGGUUCACUUGCAGCUGUGGGGUGAGGAGUGUGAUGCAUUUGAGGCAGGUGACAUUAUUAGAAUGGAGAAUGGCAUUUUUUCCUACAACAGGAACAAUCUGGUGCUGAGGGCAGGCAAGAGAGGGAAGGUAGAGAAGUUGGGAGAAUUCACCAUGGAAUUUGUGGAGACACCAAAUAUGAGCGAAAUCAAAUGGGUUCCUGACCCUAAUAAUUUCAAUAAGUAUGUGCAACACUCUGUUAUUUCCCCUCACUCACGCAUUUUCCCCCCAACUCCCUAGGUUUUUCAUUUUCCCAUGCCGGUGUAGUUGUACUUGA
Molecule: messenger RNA, 800 nt
Organism: Theobroma umbraticum
Lineage: Eukaryota; Viridiplantae; Streptophyta; Magnoliopsida; Malvales; Malvaceae
Product: Nucleic acid-binding, OB-fold-like protein
Biological process (GO): response to ionizing radiation; double-strand break repair via homologous recombination; mitotic G2/M transition checkpoint
Cellular component (GO): SOSS complex
Molecular function (GO): DNA binding
Source: RefSeq, a predicted model, not a curated record